Messenger RNA from Penicillium malachiteum, 2526 nucleotides. RefSeq names its product exocyst subunit SEC10. The record is from RefSeq and is a predicted model, not a curated record. The coding region runs from base 1 to 2526 and encodes 841 amino acids. Gene Ontology annotation, cellular component: exocyst; cytoplasm. Gene Ontology annotation, biological process: Golgi to plasma membrane transport; exocytosis. The transcript is spliced from 3 exons. Lineage: Eukaryota; Fungi; Ascomycota; Eurotiomycetes; Eurotiales; Aspergillaceae.
AUGAUGCCCGAUAAUGCAUCCAUCCUCUCCUCCAACCCCGCCCGCACAGUCUUCCCCAAGGGCCCUAGUUUCUCCCUUGAAGACUUCUCCAGUCGCGACUUCAUCGUCAAGGAAUUCAUCGAGGCCCUAUCCGACACUGCCACCUCUACGCGUCGGUCCGCGGUCGGAACCACCUCUACAAACCAACCAUUCGAUCCGAAACCCCUCAUCCGUACCUUUGAAGGCGCACAACGACGACUAGACGAGCUCUCCGGAGAUCUGGAAAUUAGAGAAAAUGAACUCUCCGCUGCCGUGCGCCGCGCAGAAGCUCAGCAUUCGCAAAACCUCACCUCCCUGGGACGGAAGCUGCGCCAAGCUAUCGAUUCAUUCCAGCAGCUCGAUACAUCGCUCAAUGGCCCCGGAUUGGAGAGCACAGGCGGAACCGGAAACAUGGCGGUGGAAACAGGAAGGAGACUGGAGGAGCUAGACCGACAGCGCCGACGCGCACUAGAUGCUCACUUUCUGCUGGAAUGCUGGGAUGGAGUCUCCAAUCGCGGCGAAAUCUCGCUCUUGGAGAAUCUGCGACGAUCGGGGACAGGAGAGGCCAAGGUGCGCUCUGCGCAUAUCGCAAGGCAGCUACUGCGCAUUAGUCAACGGCUUGAUCCGCAGAGCUGGCAGCAACAUCUAUCCACAAAUGGGAACCACGGGGCCAGUUCUCCAUCUGAGGAUGGUCAUAGUGGACAGAGUACACCGCGUCGGAAUACGAGGGAGAUUAUUGAGAAAUUCUCCGAAACUCUCGAAAAGGAUCUAUUGAAGCAAUUUGAUGAUUUCUACCGAAAGGCGAACUUUGAUGGGAUGAAGGAUUGCGCAACCGUGUUACAGGACUUCAACAGUGGUUCCAGUGUGAUUGCACUGUUCGUGAACCAGCAUCAAUUCUUCAUCGACCGGAGCCAGCUAGUGACGGAGGAAGUGGGAGGUGAUGCAGAAUCAUGGGAGAAGAUGGCAGACCCUGAUGCGGAGUUGCCAGGAGUCGAGCCGAGUCUUCAGUCAUUACUUGAUGAAGUUAAAGUGGUGGUGCAAGAAGAGUCGGCGAUCAUUAAAAGGGCAUUUCCUUACUACGAGCAAGUACUGGGUAAAUUUCUGCAACGAGUCUUCCAGCAAUCCAUCCAACAGCGAUUGGAAAUGGUGCUGGAGAAGGCCAGUGGAGUCUCGUCUUUGGCCUUUCUACGAUGCUUACAGAGCUCUCGCGGUUAUAUCAGUGCUUUGGUCGAUGACCUUAAGGCACACGGAUUAACUGAGCACCCCGAUCCCAUCUCCUCCCAGACUGCACUUUUACUAGAUCAGCAACUGGAGGAGCUCUUCGUCCCCUACUUUGUAGGAUCAUCAUACAUCGAGCGUGAGAAGCGCACACUUGAAGACCUCUUCAAUGCGCUUUUGUUCAAAUUCACCAGCUACCAGGCCCGCCGCAAGAAGGCCGCCACCACCUUCAUGGCAUCAUUGUCGCGCCCUGGCACCGAGUUGCUUUCCACCACUCGGGAUGCAUUUAUCGCUCGGCUAGACUCGACCGAUAUCUCUCCGUUUCAGAGACGCACCUUACUUUACGUAGCCAAACUGGGAGAUAUUCCCGAGACGAUGCGAUUGACCGAAAUCAAACUAACAGAAGAGGACGGAAUGCCCAAUCUAAGUGAUGCGAAGCGAAUGCUGAAGUGGCUAGCGGAAGCAGUGGGUCGUGGACUAGAACUGAGCGUCAAUGCCGAAACCCACAAAGACGUGUCAGCUCUGCUAAACCUUCUGCUGCUUACAAUGGGCGAGGGAUACAUCGAUGUUUGCCUAGAUGCCGCCAUGGAGUCAGCCACAUCGCAAGAAUCGAUCAGUAUCACGACUCGACGGGAUAUGGAGAAAAGGCUCAACCAGGCGACAACCCGAUUUGAGGAUAAGAUCAAUACGAUCCAACAGAAGACUAUUGACGGGACCCUCGCGUGGGUUAGCCGGUUACUUUCGGGACAAAAGAAGAAUGAUUUCCGGCCUCGUGAAAGUGACAAUCCUGCAUGGCUAGAGAUGUUACAAACACCUACCUGCGCCUCAAUCUGCGCAUUCCUCACGCGGCUGCAUAACAUCGCACGCACCUCAUUACCCUCUAGCGGGUCCAACGUGCGGCAAGUUCUAACCGAGAUCGCGUUAGGAACGCGCGGACUGUUACUAGAGCAUUUCAAGCGGUUCGCCGUUAGCGGGCCCGGUGGAUUAAUGGUGACGAAGGACAUGACUCAAUAUGCGGACUUGCUUAAAUCCUGGGAUCUAGACGAUGAGACCAAGGCUACUGGUGGCGCGCUGGACGUGCUACUAGAGGUUGGUAGUUUGUUUGUUAUUGGUGUGGAGGCACUUCGUGAACGGAUUCGUGGUGGUGCUGCAAGUGGUACUACUGGGGGCUCUAGUGGAUCACGAAGCACUCAAGAGGUCAAACUCAGUGUUCAAGAGGUACGAGCGUAUGUUUCUCGUCGGGAAGACUCGAAUACUUUUGCGAUGCAAUCAGUUUUGAACGCAUUGUGA